AUGGGGACUGAAUUUAUAGCUAAUGAUAGUGAUGGUGGAUUUGAUAUUUUUCGGACGAGAUUAUUGUUGAUGUUUGGUGGACCGUUAGGUUUUCAUCUUUUGUAUUUGCGUGAACCGCUUGAAGCUUAUGUGUAUUUCGCGACAUUUGGCCUUUCGCUAGUUGCGGUGUUUUACGAUGCAAUAACUCUGAAUAGCCGAGUUGCUGCACGAAAUAAAGAAAUAGAUAUUGGAGCUAGCAAUGAUCGAAAAGUGAAGGUAAUAUCUACUUCAUUUAUCCGUUUCAUUGCACAGUUUCUGUUUGGUUGUUGGAUUGGAUUCUUAUUCUCUUUAGUUACUGUUCUACUUAUUGGUACUGGACAUCGCAUUCUUUUAGCGCUAUUCAUAGCUGCUGGUGUUACUCAAGGUGUUUAUGUUGUUGGCAAUUGUAGGAAGCAACAACGUAACUUAAUUUAUAUAGCACUUUCGGCAGCGUUUUGUUCUUUAAUAGCGAUUCUUUGUUUUAACCUUUCGUUAUGUCGAACAGUUUUCUUUACAUCAAUUUCGUCGACAUUUGUUGGCAAUCGCAGUACACAGCUUCGAAAUAUUCAGAAAUUUUCACUUGCCACAUAUUUCGUCCUGUCAUUGAUUCAUUCUUUUAUCAUGAUUAUCAUUAUGAUUGGCUUGAUGCGUGUCGUACUUGAUCGACGAAUCUCAGUUGUUACGGAAAAUUCUUACGCUCAUGUUUCUGCUUCACUUGGUUCUAUCAUACGGGACAAAUAUUUCCGAUUUCCAAGCAAAGAUAUUUUUGAAAAUUUUUCACGUAUCGAAUAUCUCCCGCUACAGCAUAUAACGAUAAUGAAUGCAGGAAAUUCCCCAAUACAGCACGAAAUUGGUCGGGAAGAAUUGUCUAUUUUUGAUUACUUGACUGUACUAAUUAUUGACUUCAUGCGAUAUAGUACGGAGCUGUCCAAGAACACAGAAAAGCGGGAGUCUAGUGCUUUGCAGUUGGCCAUGUGGAGGACAUUCGCUCUUCAUGUUUUGAAUGUGACGCCAUAUGCAUCGGAUGAAAAAGUGCUACAAGAAUGUUCGAAAUAUUUGGAAAAUAACAAAAUAGUAAGAGAGACUGUAGAAGAUAGCAACUAUUGGCGGCACAAAGCGAUCAAAAAAGCUUGCGAACUUUUACACGUGAUAAUGAAGUAA
Molecule: messenger RNA, 1179 nt
Organism: Acanthocheilonema viteae
Lineage: Eukaryota; Metazoa; Nematoda; Chromadorea; Rhabditida; Onchocercidae
Source: the annotation of a GenBank genome assembly